Linepithema humile (Argentine ant) is the source of this 1773-nucleotide messenger RNA. Its product is annotated as mitochondrial sodium/calcium exchanger protein-like. The record is from RefSeq and is a predicted model, not a curated record. Gene Ontology annotation, biological process: monoatomic cation transport; transmembrane transport; intracellular calcium ion homeostasis. Lineage: Eukaryota; Metazoa; Arthropoda; Insecta; Hymenoptera; Formicidae. Gene Ontology annotation, molecular function: calcium:sodium antiporter activity. Gene Ontology annotation, cellular component: membrane.
AUGAGGUCGCAAAUAUCGAGCAGUUUUUUAAGACACGGGCAUCUGCCCAUACGGGAGGAUGAUUGCUCGUAUGUUUGGCAAGUUUCCGCCGAGGAACGUUGCGAAUGGGUAAAGAACACUGAAGACUGCUACUCAAACUCGGUGAUUCAGUACACGAUACUGUUAUUUUGUCACUUCAAAUCUGAAGAUGUAGCGCUGUUUAUUACCGGCUUGGCCCUCGUGCUUUUAUGGCUCGUCUAUUUAUUUUUAAUCUUGGGAACCACAGCGGAUAAUUUUUUUUGCCCAGCACUGGCGGUAAUAGCCAGUGUAAUGCGUCUAUCGGAUAACAUCGCCGGAGUGACGAUAUUGGCAUUCGGAAACGGCGCGCCUGACAUCUUCACGUCCCUCGUGUCGAGAGGCGACAAACCGAUAAUAAUGUUCACCGAAUUAAUCGGCGCGGGUGUUUUCGUGACCUCGAUGAUCGCCGGCUCCGUCGCGAUAAUUAAGCCCUUUAAAGUUUCGCUCAGAUCUCUCAUGAGAGACGCCUGUUUUUAUAUCGUUUCCGUCUGCUGGAUAAGUUACGUGGUGUGGGACGAGAUGAUUUACCUCUGGGAGGCCGUAAGUUUUAUUCUGAUCUACGCACUGUUCAUCGUGGUGGUCGUGAUAAUGCAAAUGUACGACACUAGAGAGGAGACUUUAAAAACCAGGAUCCCAAGUGUACCCGAUCCAGACGUCCUGCAUACUUACUUGGCGAACAGGGACACAGGCGCCAUUCCCAAGAUUCCCGCUAGAAGCCGACCUUUUGGCUUACGUGCCAAGCUGAAUAUGGCCAUCGCAAUGGAGGUAGAGAGAGCCAAAAUACGAGGCGAUCCUAUUCAAUUGAGUCCAGAAAUUAGCGACUACGAUAUCGAUCGACCAAAAGGUCUCUUUAAAGAAUUUUUGUACGAUAUCAAUCCUAUCAGCAAAGAAGAUUGGAAGAAAUCGAAUAAAUUGCUUAAAAUUGUUUUGGUUGUACGUGCACCCAUCAUGUUUCUACUACAGUUGUUUAUACCGGUUGUAAAUCCUACUGUCGAAAAGAACGGCUGGUCAAAACUAUUGAAUUGCUUACAAUUGUGUGUGACUCCUACGAUUGCAUUAUUUUUAUUAAACGUUUGGCAAACGACUUUCGGCAAUGUGCCAAUGGUGUCGAUAUUCCUGGCUGUCGGCGCCGUAAUUGCUGUAAUUGUAUUUCUAACGACCCACGUGGACCGUGUACCAAAGUUUCAUAAUGUCUUUGCGUUUUUGGGUUUUCUGGCUGCUAUGUUGACGGUUUAUUUGGUGGCCGGAGAGGUCAUGGCGGUACUUCAAUGCAUAGGAUACGCAUGCAGUAUAUCCGAUGCCAUGCUGGGCAUCACUUUUCUUGCUUGGGGGAACAGCAUCGGGGAUCUCAUAUCGAAUACGGCCAUCGCCAGGCGGGGAUUUCCACGCAUGGGAUAUGCAGCCUGCUUCGGCGGACCGAUGUUUAACACUCUACUGGGACUAGGGCUGACUUAUGGCAUCGACACCGCUGUCGAUCCUGAACAACUGACGAGGAUUAGGAUCAGCAAUAUGGCACCCGGCUGCCUAGCUUUUCUCCUGUGCUCUCUAAUGGCCACUAUAAUUUAUCUCAACAUUAAGGGAGCUAUAGCGCGUCGUUCUUAUGGCGGUCUCUUAUAUUCGAUCUACUUUGCUUUUAUUCUCAUACAAUUUUUAAGCGAAUUACACUUUAUACAUCCGCUCGGCACCGAUUUCAGACCCGACGUGUACGAUCUGUAA